Molecule: messenger RNA, 2922 nt
Organism: Thelazia callipaeda (thelaziosis nematode)
Lineage: Eukaryota; Metazoa; Nematoda; Chromadorea; Rhabditida; Thelaziidae
Source: the annotation of a GenBank genome assembly
AUGCAAUUCACCUUUGCCCUUGUUGCAUUGUUACUGCAUUUGUCUCCUUGCAUUGUACAAGUUCAUUUCCAUCCAACCCAUUUAUCCCUAUUUGCUUGUUUACAUGCAAAGCAUUUACCGUACUACAAUUGCUCUCUUCCUUCCUAUUCAUCAUCAUCGCCAUCAUUAUCAUUGCCAUCAUCGUCAUCGCCAUCAUCAUCAUCACUAUCAUCAUCACACCCAUGGUUAUCAUCAGUUCUUAGCAAUGAAGGCGUGCAGCACAUCCUUUCCUCUUCGAGGCGUAAAAUUAGAGCCGCGACUGCUCGUAAAGAUCGACUAUGGCCUAAUGGUGUGAUCCCUUACGUAGUAUCAACUAAUUUCACAGGUGAACAUAAGCAUUUAUUUCAGAGGGCUAUGCGCCAUUGGGAAAAUAAUACAUGCAUAACGUUUGUACCGCGCAAACCGGAACACCAAAAUUAUAUCGUCUACACGGCCGACAAAUGCGGUUGUUGCUCUUAUGUUGGUCGAAAAGGUAAUGGACCACAAGCCAUAAGUAUCGGAAAGAACUGUGAUAAAUUUGGAAUUGUAGUCCAUGAACUGGGACAUGUAAUUGGCUUUUGGCAUGAGCAUACACGUUUGGAUCGCGACCAACAUGUUGAUAUAUUUUAUAGAAGUAUUCAGCAAGCUCAAGACUACAAUUUUGAGAAAUUGAAACCUGAUGAGGUGGAUUCUUUGGGUGAACCAUACGAUUUCGCAUCAAUCAUGCAUUAUGCCCGUGAUACGUUUUCGCGGGCUAUGUAUUUGGAUACUAUUUUGCCUAAAACCAAAUUCGGUCGACGACCAGAAAUCGGUCAGCGUAUACAAUUAUCACUAGGAGAUAUUUCUCAAACGAAGAAACUUUAUAAAUGCACAGUUUGUGGUGAAACAUUGUUAGAAGAAUUUGGAGAAUUGCGUCUGGAUGGUAGUGGUACUUUAUGCCAUUGGCGAAUAAUCGCUGCCGUUGGUGAGUUCAUUGUUCUGAAUGUUUCGACGCUAGCUGUACCGUCCCCAAAGCGUGACUGUAUAUCAGAACGAGACAACUAUUUGAUCAUACGCGACGGACAUUUUGUUGGCUCUCCAAUUCUCGAUAAAGUAUGUGGUGGUAUCAUUUCGAGGACAAUAUUUUCAACUGGGAAUAGACUCUUCAUUCAGUCACAGACUUCAUUUCCUGUAGUUUCUGUUUUCGCCCAUUAUAUUGUUAUUUGUGGUGGACAUUUUGUGGAUGAAGAAGGUACUAUUCAAAGUCCACGCUAUCCAGAAAACUACAUGCCUGAUGAAGAGUGCAAAUGGAUUAUUACUGUCCCGGAAGGCUAUCAAGUCGCUUUAAACUUCCAAUUCUUCAAUCUUGAAACACAUAAGGACUGUAUCUAUGACAGGUUAGAAAUCUAUGAUGGUACUGUAGUAAAACCAACAGCUUUACUGUCUAAGUUAUGUGGCCGGAUAAUUACCAAAUCUAUUGUCUCACAUUUCAAUACAAUCCUGUUGCAUUUUGUCUCGGAUAGUUCAGUACAAAAAGCGGGUUUUCAUAUCGAUUUCGCGAAAGAGAGAGACGAAUGCGAAUCAGAUAGUCACGGUUGUCAGCAUCACUGUAUCAACAAAAUUGGUGGUUAUGAAUGCAUGUGCUACACUGGAUAUUCCUUACUUUCUGAUGGGAAGACUUGUCAAAGCACGUGCGGUGGUAUUAUCAAGGCAUCAAACGGAACAUUUUAUAGCCCAAAUUAUCCAUUUAAUUAUCCGCCUCUCAAAACGUGUGUUUGGCAAAUAGAAGCUGAUAAAGGGUAUCAAAUUGUCAUCAAUUUUACGUUUUUUGAUGUAGAAGGAAUGAAAUCAGCAUGUUUCUAUGAUUAUGUUCUAAUUCAAAGCGAUGAAGGAGUUGAAAAACGCUACUGUGGACAAUAUAAUACUUUGGUCUACACAUCGACAACAAAUCAAAUCAAAGUUUUAUUCGUUUCCGACAGCACAAUUGAGAAGAAAGGCUUUGCAGCAGACUUUAUCACUGAUUUUAACGAAUGUUAUAACAAUAAUGCCGGCUGUCAGCAGCACUGUGCAAAUACUAUUGGCUCAUAUAAAUGUGAAUGUGGAAGUGGAUACAUUUUGGCAGAUGAUGAACAUAACUGUAAGGAAGAUAAAUGCAGUUUACAGUUAAAUGAUCCUGAAGGGGAAAUCACUUCUCCAAAUUAUCCCUUCGAUUAUCCGAAAGGAAAAAAUUGCAAUUGGCAUUUUGUCACUACACCUGGUCAUCGGCUUUCACUCUCCUUUGAGGAAUUCAUACUUGAAGAGCACACUACAUGCAAGUAUGAUCAUAUCGAAAUAUUUGAUGGUGGCAGUGCAGAAGCUAUUUCCUUAGGAAUUUUUUGUGGUACGGAGGUGCCUCCAAAUAUUCAGUCAUCGUCCAAUCAGCUGUUUGUCAUGAUGCUUACAGAUGGUAGUGUUGAUCGUCGUGGUUUCAAGGCCUUUUUUUCUUCAGUGUGUGGUGGUAAUCUGAAGGCGGAUGAAAGUAUAGGUUUCAUUUAUUCACAUGCGCAUUAUAGUGAUGGUAAAUAUGAGAAAAAAAUGAGGUGCGAAUGGCGAAUUCAUUCAAAACCGGGCCGCGGUGUCAAUCUUCGCUUUGCACAAUUUGAUUUAGAACGUGAGACCAAUUGCGAAUUUGACUAUGUUGAAAUUUAUGAUGGAAGCGAACAAUUAAGACAAAAACGUGUUGCACGGUACUGCGGUGAUAAACUACCACCAUCAUUUACAUCGUCUGGGCCAUCUUUACUACUGGUUUUGAGUACGGAUGAUUCUGAAGAACAAAAAGGUUUUAUUGCGGAAUAUCGAUCAAGUUUAACGGGCAAGUUCGUUCACUUUACGUCAGCAAUACGACCUCUACGUGAAUCUGUUGUCAGUAACGAUCAGAUAAUGUAA